Salmo salar (Atlantic salmon) is the source of this 623-nucleotide messenger RNA. Its product is annotated as large ribosomal subunit protein eL30. The record is from RefSeq and is a predicted model, not a curated record. Gene Ontology annotation, molecular function: structural constituent of ribosome; RNA binding. NCBI's taxonomy places the organism in Eukaryota, Metazoa, Chordata, Actinopteri, Salmoniformes, Salmonidae. Gene Ontology annotation, cellular component: cytosolic large ribosomal subunit.
GGGAAUUGCCGCUGUGUACCGGAUCUGAUCUCCAAAUCACCUGAAACCGGCGCACACCGGUUUUAUGUAGUACCCAUUCGCCCCAGAUCAGCGGAUCCGCGCCGCCCCGCCCCGGGCGGUACCGCAUGGUCACCCCCAACCGGCCGCAAAGCACGCUGGGACUUCCUUUCUUUCCCAGGCCAUAUUGGAGCGACGUACUUAAAGACCAGAACGGAGUAAAUCACAGCGAUGGUUGCCGCUAAGAAGACGAAAAAGUCCCUGGAGUCCAUCAACUCCCGUCUCCAGCUGGUGAUGAAAAGCGGUAAAUAUGUUCUGGGAUACAAGCAGUCCCAGAAGAUGAUCCGCCAGGGUAAAGCCAAGCUGGUCAUCCUGGCCAACAACACACCUGCCCUCAGGAAGUCUGAAGUGGAGUACUAUGCCAUGUUGGCCAAGACUGGCGUCCAUCACUACAGUGGGAACAACAUCGAGCUGGGCACGGCCUGCGGAAAGUACUUCCGGGUGUGCACACUGGCUAUCAUCGACCCCGGUGAUUCUGACAUCAUCAGGAGUAUGCCAGACCAGCCGCAGGGGGAGAAGUAGACAUUUCACUCUAAAUGUUACAAAUAAACUUGGUUGAAAUGGUG